AUGCAGAUGAGAGACAGCAACGACACGGCGCAACGAGACAACAAGUCCAAACUGAAGAGUAUAGAACAGAAUUUGAGUACGAAAGAGAUGAUGAAAGUUCAAAAAGCCAAAGAGUUUGAGCUAAAGCUGGAGAAGCUUCGCAAGUUGCGAGAGCAGGAUGCCGAACGCAUCAAGGUGGCAAAGGUCCAAGAUUUGGAGCUCGAUCCACUGGUGAAUCAUAAUUGGGACACAAUUUCUGUUGUCAUCAAUGGCCUGGUUUUUACAGAGGAGGUUGUCAUUGGUCAGUCGCUGCCGGACAAUCAGCCGAUUCGACUGUAUGGCGAAAUUGAUGCUCAGGUGCGUGGCUGCAAGUGUUUGACAGUGUUGGGUGCCGUGGUUGACUUCAAGCCGCCGUUUGUGGAUUUGUUGUUAACUGACUUAAGCAUGACCCUUGCUCAUGGACUCAAACCUGCCACCGACCUUUUCAAGACCGUUGAGUUUUGUGCUGGACUUGGUGCCACCGGUGUUGGACUUGCUGCUGCUGGUUUUGACUUGGCGUGCAGUGUUGAGUGGCGUUCCCCCCUUGCUGCUGUCCAUGAAACUGUGCACCCCACCGUCCCGGUUAUCGUUGGAGACAUCACUGAGUUGGACUGCCUCAAACAGGUUGCUGCUCUGGUGGACUCUCCGUUCUGCCUCACAGCCGGAAUCAGCUGCCAGCCAUACUCCAUCGGAGGAGCUCACAUUGGCAGCACUGACGAGAGAUCAAGUACUCUGCCAGCGACCAUUCGUGCUUGCUACCUUUUUCAAUGCCCGCUCCUGAUCCUGGAGUGUGUACCGCCAGUCCGUACCAACCGGUACGCGAGAUCCCUUCUUAUGGCUCUUGAGAGGGAAUUAGGGUACCAUUUGACUGAGGUCACACUGCGCUUAGAGGACACAUGGGCAUCGCGCAGGUUCCGUUGGUGGCUUGUUGCGACACAUCCAUCACUUGGCAAGGUUUCCAUCCCUGACUGGCCACAAGCUCCAGGUUUGGUGGUUCGUGAUCUGAUGCCUGUCAUUCCCUCUUGGCCUGACGAAGUCAUUGAGGAGCUGCGACUGAAACCCCAUGAAACAAGCAUGUUCACGUUGGAUGGAUCACACAUGAGGAAGUAUGUGUUGCAACUUGAUCAGAAGAUGCCGACGUGUUUGCAUAGCUGGGGGAGCCCUGCAGAUCCCUGCCCAUGCACCUGCCGAGCAGAGCCUUUCAGUGAAGCGUUGAUCAAGAGCAGGGGCAUUUAUGCAGUUGUGGUCCCAAUUCCAUCAACCACCGGAGAACCCCAGUAUCGGCAUUUGCACCCUGCUGAACUUGCUGUCUUGAAUGGACUUGUACCUCCCGAUGUUUGGACUUCUCCACAUCACCCAUCACUGCUUGGACUCCCUGCACCAACGUUGACACCAACCAGUGCCUUGCAGCAGAUGAAACAGCAGCUGUAUGAGGCUGCCAAAGCCAUGUUUCUCAGCGUGCCCACCGUUGCACCCACGAUCACAGAUCCAGAAGACACCGAGGUUGUCCUUUUGCCCCCAUCAGAGGUUGUACUUCUGUAUGCUGACGCCACUCAGGUCCGUGUCCAGGUGUCUCCUGAAGCCACUGUUGCACAGUUGCGCCAAGCAGAUGAUGCCUUGCAAGGAGUUGAUGACGGAAAGUGGAUCGAUGCUGUCACAUGCUGUGCAUUGUCAGGUGACGACACUGUCAGUGGAAGGAUCAUCCGAGUCUGUGCAUCACCGUCCAGUGAACCCAUGUCAGAGCCAGCCAUUGAUCCCAAUGAGCUUGAACGUGAGUUACCGUUGGUCCCUGUCGGUCCCUUGGUUGUCACUCCAGCGUCCACGCCCAGCCCAGCUGAUGCCAUUGAGCCCGCCAGUCAGUCAGCCAUCAAGCGCCAUUGCACUGUUGAUGUUCGUUUGCCCAGUGACGCGUUGCACGGCUUUUUGGACUUGUCUGGAGAGCAGUUGGCUGCCUUGAUUCCCCCGUUGGUUGUCACAGCUGAGCAUUGUUGCGCCUUACGCAAGGCCACGACCACCAGCACCAUGCGUCUGCAGAUCCUGCAAAACCAAGGAGCUGCUAUGGCAGAUGAUGAGUUACACCUUCAUGUGUUGUCUUGUGUGCAACUCACUGGCCGCUUGGACUUGGCCUUCUUGGACCCUUUGCUUGCCACUGGAUGGCUUCGGUGCGGUACUGUUGGCCAAGUCAAGGCAUGGAUGCACAGUGUCCCGCAUGCCACGUCCAUUGUCAGUGUUGUCUUGCUUGAUGGCCAUUGGAUUCCAAUCAUGUGGUCACGUGGUUUGAGUGAGGUCCGUGUCACAAUGUGGGAACAUGAUGAUGUGUCUAUCGAGCCCCUCUGCCCUUUGCAUGGACUCAUCAGCCAAGCUUGGGAACGACCCAUGUUCUCCCUGGCAUGCAACCGUCGAUCCUUUGCCAGAGAUCACUGCGGUGCUGCGUCGGUCUGUUUUCUAGGCCAUGUCUUACUCAACAAGCCUUUGCCUGUCCACGCUGAGGACCUUUUGCGCAUCCAUGAGGAACUAAGGAGCAGUUUUGGUGCAGCCCUUGGACUUUUGACAGAUGUGCCCAAGCCAUGGGGUUGGGGCCUUGGUGUUCCCGAUGUUGUUGGUCUUGUCUCCAACUUGCUGCAGCUCCAUGGUGUCCCACAUGCCCAGUGUCAGUUACGUGCCAAGAUGCUGAUCCAAAGCUUGGGCAAGACGGAAGUCCAAAGUGCUGUCACAGGAAUCACGCCGUGGAAGUCUCUGAAGAUUUUGGCCAAUGCACACAAGCCAGUGAUCCAGCUCGUGCUGCCUGAUGAGCAAGCUCAGUUUGCAGCAUCCAAACAAGCAUCCGCCCCGCAAGCCAAGAAACAGCCAGGAGGUACCAAGCGCCUUACGCCAGCCCGACCAGCUGAGUUGGACCCUGCCAAGCUGGUCAUUGACCAAGGAGCCUUUUGUGUAGAUUGUGAUGAGCCUCUCAUGCGGACACCAUUCAAUGCUCUCGGCCCGCUGUCAGUAGGAGUUGCACUUGCCACGUUCCAAGAUGCCAAGCCAUUUCUGGAUGCAGGUUCCCUGUUGUCAUCUGGUGGACUCGCCAUGCUGAUCAUCAACCCUCCUGCUGAUUUUGCCACGUCGCUGCAAUGGUCCUCCUUGCGGUUUGCUGCCAGGUGUGCUUAUAACCAGGAGCCCAUGUUGCUGUCAGGUGCACUUGUCCAGCUUGGCCGUAAGACCGUAUAUCAGUACAAGGCGAAGAAUGUCCCAGCCAUCAUGUCAGUUGAGGUUGCUUGCGCCAGGUUCUUUGGUGAAAAUGGCCGUCCUACCAAGUGGGACAAAGCAGACUACUUUGCUGUCCUGAUCAGGUAUGUGAAGUGUUUGGAGCCUGCAGUUCUUGCAUUGAGCGGCCGCUGUGGCCUUUUCGUUGAACCCAAAACCGAGGAUGCAAUGCAGCCACAUGGUGACUACCAGGUCAUCUGGUUACCCAGCUUGGACUUUGCCACGGUGUCUCACAAGGCCAAAAUCGAGGCUCACUGUCUUGGAAUUGCCAGGUCAGGACGACGCUAUGGACUCCGCGUCAAAGCCCAGCAUUUUCAAGAGGUCUUUGCAAGUGUCAAACCUGAAGCAGUCUUCCUUGCUCCUGGGUCGAGGAUGACCUACCACACCGGCCCAUGGCCGUAUGGAUGCGACAGAAAGAGCAUCGCUCGCGCACUCAAAGCGGCAGGCUGGGAAGCUAGACCUUUGCAACCACUGCAGAAUGUGCCGGGUGGUCUUGUCUGGUCAGUCCAAGCAGUUUGCGAGCCCCCAACCAAUGUGCUCGCCAUGCAGCAUGGGCAGGUCGUUUUGACACGCCAUGACACAAAGCCAGCACCAGCUGAUUUGCAGCCCAACGUGGUGGGUCAAGAAGCCACUGUGCGCAUGUGCUCCACCAUGUCUACUACAGAGACGGAUCCGUGGCUCACGCAUGACCCGUGGAAGAAGGCCAUAGCUGCAGCCCCGCAGCCACCCGUGCCUGCUCCAACUGCCAAUGCCUUGCAGGAGUUGGAAGACCGAGUCGAGCGCAGCAUCUUAGCCAAGCUGCCCCAGCAGAAUGAGGGUAUGGAGGUGGACGACCAGGACCAGCGCAUCGCACAGCUCGAGCUGCAGCUGCACCAGUUAGCUGGGCGCCAGACCCAGCUUGAAGCCACUGUCUCUGACAACCAUGCCCAGCAGUCCGCCCAGGUCCAUAACCUCCAACAGCAGAUGCUUGUGCAGAUGGACCAUCAAUCAAAGCAGAUGCAGACGAUGCUGACAGACCAGAUGAGCAGGAUCGAAACGAUCCUAUCCAAGAAGAGCCGAACAGAGGCCUUUUUCCUCGCCUUUUUGUUUUUGCAGACUUGCCGCGUUGGUGAAGCUCGAAAGCCUGGCCCCAACACUGAUCCGACUUGGAGCAUCGGGAUUUGCAAUCCCUCUGGAUUGCAAGGGAAGUAUCAGUUGGUUAGCGGUGUUGAUGCCAACAUUCUGGCCAUCAGCGAGUCUCAUUUGACCAAAAGAUCCAUGCACAAUUUUGACCUCAGCCUUCGGGCGAUGCAUUCACGUUUCACCAGAGUGAUCACUGGUGCCCCUUUGGCACCUCGUUCCCACAGUAGCGAUGCUGGAGGAUAUGCUGGGGUAGCAUUCACCUCCACGUUCCCCUGCAGAACUGUCGCUGUCCCAUGGCCUGCUGAUGCAUAUGAGUCCAGCCGUGUUCAGAUUGGUUCUUUCUUCAGCCCAGCAGGAUGGGUCACAGGCUCCGUGGUAUAUGGCUACCCAGCCGGGAAAACACAUGUGGAUGCCAAGGCGAAGACAGAGCAGCUUUUGGAUUUUGUCUUUAGUCACUUGCAGGCCGUGCCAGGUCCCCGCUUCUUUGCCGGUGAUUGGAAUUUUGAGAUUCAUGAGCUUGCCUUGGUUCCUCUCUUGCGUGCGGCUGGCUGGGUUGAAGUGCAGGACCUUCUGCAUAGCCGUACUGGUGCCCCGGUGCAAUUGACUUGCAAGGCAGCCACAAGAAAGGACUAUCUGUGGUUGUCCCCAGAACUUGCGUUGGCCUUCAUGGAUUUGCACUUGGACUUUGAGACCUUUGCUGACCAUGCAGUGCUUGUUGCCCAGUUCCACGGCGGAAUCCAUCACAUGGAACGUUUUGUUUGGCCUUGUCCGAAACCUGUCCCAUGGCAACAGGUCCCCGAGCCCCCUGGCGCUUUGGACUUUCAAGCCCCAGUUGACCCUACUGCCCAAUACGCUGCCCUGUGGUCUUCCCGUGAAGCUGCUGCCAAAACUGCACUUGCUGGCGACUGGCUCCCCAGUAUGCGAGGCCGAGGCCAACAAACCAAGCCAAGGCGAGUUGUGAGCAGACCUGCACCGAUCAAGCAAGGUCGCAGCACUGAUGUCCAGCCACACUUCUUUGGGUUUUCCGUUGUGCACACCCAGAGGUUCAAACAGGUGAGAAGGUUGCAAAAUUAUUGUCGAUGGGUUGACAAUCAUGCCAAUGGCCACUCCUCGGAUCCAUCUCAUGGAAUUGACCUGUGGAAUUCUGUUCUGCGUGCCCCUGGUUUUGCCCCUACUUUCGCUCAGUGGUGGCCCCAUCGACUGUAUGUCAGCCCAGCGGACCCUGUCGACAUGCCAGCGUACUGUCCUCCUCCUUGCGUUGCCCAUCACAUCUUCGAUGCGGUCCUUGCUGAAGUCCGUUUGUUUGAACAGCGGUUGAACCAGAUGCGUGCUGCCCACCGGAUCCAACAACACAAGAUGGAUCGCAACCUUGUCUUUCGGGAACUUGCCCGACCUCAGGCAGCACCAGUUGAGUCUCUCCUUCACCAGGUGUCGGGAGUUGUGGAGUCGGUUGAUGUUGAUGAAAGUGCCAUUGAGUUGAAAGCUCCAGUCAAUGUCAGAGCUGACCUCACCCUGUGGGUUGGCGGUGCUCCUAAAUCUGUCAUCCAUGCGGAAGCUGACAAGGUGUGGAUUGAUGAUGUCACAGAUGUCAAAGCAGAUGCAGUCAUGACCCAGUCUGAGCCUGUUGGUGAUUUGGCCACCAUUUUUGAUGCUUUCCACACCCAGUGGAAACAGCGCUGGUGCCGGCAUGACAACACUUCGUUCCGCCAGUGGGACCAGCUCCUUGGAUUUGCCCAACGGAUCAUGCAUCCCACCCCCAUCCCCCACCUUGUUGUUGAUGUUGACCUACUUAGGGCAGAAGUGCACCGGAAAAAGAAAACCGCUGCCACGGGGCUGGAUGGUGUCAGCAGACAAGACCUCAUCCAUGCUGACCACCACACGCUCCAGAGCAUCACAAAUGCCUUCGCCCGUGCCGAGACGGAUGGGGAGUGGCCAUGCCAGCUUUUGGCCGGCAAAGUCCAUUCGUUGGCCAAGCGCCCUGACGCCAGUGGCCCCAGCGACUAUCGCCCAAUCACUGUCUUUGGUUUGGCAUACCGUGCCUGGUCCAGCCUUCAAUCCAGACAUCUGCUUCAUUGGGCUGAAGAGUGGGUCGAUCCUGGAGUGUACGGCAACAGAAAAGCCCGACAGGCCUCUGACCUUUGGCAUUGGCUGCUUUUGCAGGUUGAAACUGCCUACAGUACGGGCCAACCAAUUUGCGGGGUCUCAGCGGAUUUGGAGAAAUGCUUCAACUGCAUUCCACGUUACCCAGCGCUGUGCCUGGCCAUCCUUGCUGGGACACCUGCCUCGGUCACUACUGCUUGGGCUGGUGGACUUGCCCAGAUGAAGAGGCAUUUCAAAGUCAGGGAAUCUUUCUCUGCUGGCUUCCUCACCUCAACUGGACUUGCCGAGGGUUGUGGACUCAGUGUGUACGGGAUGCUCCUUGUCGAUCAUCUGUUCCACAAAUGGAUUUCCUUCCAGUGCUCCCCUGUCCGUUCGUUGUCGUAUGUUGACGACUGGCAUGUCUUUACCUGGGACCCUCAGUCCGCCCUGCGUCAGUUGGACUUGGUUGUCGAAUUUGCCACCAUGUUGGACUUGUCCGUCGACCGCCGCAAGACGGUAGCCUGGUCAACUGACCCCAACCUCCGUCAGCUGCUCCGUUCCCAACAGGUUACCGUUGUCCACCAUGCCAGGGAGUUGGGCGGCCACUUUGGGGUGUCCCGGCAAUACACAAGCAAAACAGUGGCACAGCGAAUUGAAGCUUUGGAAGACCUCUGGCCCAAACUUCGCAUGAGCAAGGCCAGAUACCAUGCCAAGGUAUACAUGCUGCGUGCAGUGGCCUGGCCGAGAGGUUUGCAUGCAAUUGCAAGUGCUCCCAUCGGAGACAACAUCUGGACUGAGCUCCGCCGCCGAGCCACGCAUGCGCUCGGGCUGCAGCGCCCUGGUGUCAACUCCUGUGUCUUGUUGGGCCUUGUCGAACCGUGCACGGACCCCCAACAUGUUGCCCUCCUUUGGACUUGCCGUGCUGCCCGAGCUGUUUGUGACUUGGAUUUUUGGUCUGUGUCGGUUGCCUGUGCUGCUCACGGUGAUGUUGACUUGCCACCCAAUUCGGUCGCCUCCAUCCUCCUCACCCGGAUCCACCAGGUUGGGUUCACGAUUGACCGUCAAGGUUAUGUCAGUGAUCAGUUUGGCCGCUUCUCCCUGCAUCACACCAACUCAGCAGAAGUCGAGCUUCGACUGACAUGGGGAUGGUACCGAUAUGUUGCAGCGAAGGUGCAUCACCGUGCGGAGUUUCAUGGCCUUUGGUUAGCAGAUGUUGCUCACACCAGGCGUGCUCUUGCCAGUCUUGGUGCAGAUGACCAAGCGAUGCUUCGUUUUGGCCUGGUCGGAGGCCUGUUCACCGAAUCGUACAAGGCCAAGUGGGCUUCUCAGCCAGACACUUGUCGCUGGUGCGGCCAAAAGGACACCCUGAGUCACAGAUACUGGGAGUGCAUACAACAUGCUGACCUGCGCCAAUCCCUGGCCCCAGAUGUCGUGCCAAUUUGGACUCAGCUGCCCCCGGCUCUGACGCUACGUGGAUGGGCUCUUGUUCCCCCUACCUGGCAACAAUGGAUUUCUACUCUUGCGGCCUUGCCUGACCAAGUCCUUCCCCCGGCCCAACCUCUUGGUCUUGAGGGUUGGAAUGAUGUGUUCACUGAUGGCUCUUGCCUGUGGCAGUCAGCUGCCUGUUACCGACUUGCUUCCUGGGCUGUUGUUCUUGCCCCCCCCUGUCAGUCGUCAUGGACUCCCGAGGCGACUACGGUCUUGUGUGCGUCUGCGUUGGCGGGUGUUUGUCAGACUGCGUUCCGUGCAGAAGUUUAUGCUGUUGCGUAUAUUUUGCAUUGGGCUGCCAAUACCGGUGCAGCAGUUCGCAUCUGGUCUGACUGUUUAGGGGUCGUGAACAAGGUGAAGUUGGCGUGCAAACGACAGUUACGGGUUGCAAUCAACAGACCGAACAAUGACUUGUGGCAAUGGAUUGUUGAGUCUAUUGAACAGUUGGGCCCCGAGAAGGUACAGAUCCGGAAGGUUGCGGCUCAUCGCACUCUGCAAAGUGCAACGAAUACAGUUGAUGCGUGGGAGAUUUUUCACAACAACUACGUUGACAAUGCAGCGAAGCUGGCCAACCAUGCAAGGCCAGAACAAUUUUGGCGACAGUGGGAAACACAUGUCCAAGAGACUCAGGUCGCUCACAAUUUGGCUCAGCAGGUCCAAGCAUUGCAUGUUGCCGUCGGUCGCAGGCAUGUCCGUGAGGACACAGCAGAUGAUCGUCAGGAGGUUCCGACUACGAGGGUCACCCGAGAGUUUGCAACAGCUUUUGGUUUUGGACAGUGGCAUGGCCAUGCGUUUCCACAGACGUCCAGGUUGUUUGGUGGUACGCAUGUGGCAAGGGUGGUACAAUGGUUUCAAGCCCGCACAGAAGGCGUUCCGUUGACAGAUGUUCGAUGGGUUUCAUUUGCGCAAUUGUACUUGGACUAUCAGAUGUGUUGGGGGCUCCCAGGUCCACUUCGUGUUCAGAACCAAUGGGUGGACAUCCAGAUGAGACCCUAUCUUACAACAGCUGGUUUUCCAUUUCGCAAACAGCUCAAAUGGUUCCGCCAACUGCUCAAAGCCAUGUGGAAGGAAUCCGCCAUGGUUGUGGGAAUGGCUCAGUGUCGACCAGACACACCAAUGAUCACUGCUUUUGUGCAGAGUGCAUCGGUUCCUUGGGCGUCACAUGCACUCACCACUGUUGAUAACUGGCUUGCAAAGCAACUUUCCCGACCAUGUUCCAGAGAUGCUGGAGCCCUGGCGACACUGCCCGCGGCUGCGAGGUGCCCAGGGAUGCAAGUGUAG
Messenger RNA from Cladocopium goreaui, 9234 nucleotides. The record is from the annotation of a GenBank genome assembly. Lineage: Eukaryota; Dinophyceae; Suessiales; Symbiodiniaceae.